AACUCACCUGCUGCACUCUUCCACUCCUGUAGGUACAUCUGCCUUAACUUCAAUCACCAUGGAAUCUGCCAUCAACACCCUGGUCUGCCAGUUCAAGACCUUCGCUGGAAAGGAUGGGUCAGCAACCACCCUUAGCAAAGACGAGUUCAAGAGCUUGGUGGUGUCUCAGCUGCCCACCCUAGUCAAGAAUGCCAGUGAUCCUGGGGUGAUCGACCAGCUCAUGAGCUCUUUGGACCAGAACAAUGACGGAGAGCUGACCUUCAUGGAGUUCUGGCAGCUGAUUGGCUCCGUGGCAAGCAAGCACAGUGGCCUCUGCUAGUAGGAGACCAGCAUGAACGCGGGCUCGUGAAAAACAAUGUGUGUUCGAUUUCAAAAAAAUGCCUCUCUGUGUGUUGCAUCGCUCCUGUUCAACCUCAGGACUGGCUGUGCUGUGCACACAAUGCCAUAGCUAAUCAUUCUCUGGAGCAGGUGACCUGCAAAUAAAAUACUCCAUUGUUGUGAA
Messenger RNA from Alosa alosa (allis shad), 502 nucleotides. RefSeq names its product S100 calcium binding protein A11 (gene s100a11). The record is from RefSeq and is a predicted model, not a curated record. The transcript has 3 exons. Gene Ontology annotation, cellular component: perinuclear region of cytoplasm. NCBI's taxonomy places the organism in Eukaryota, Metazoa, Chordata, Actinopteri, Clupeiformes, Clupeidae. The coding region runs from base 59 to 319 and encodes 86 amino acids. Gene Ontology annotation, molecular function: calcium ion binding; transition metal ion binding.